Molecule: messenger RNA, 852 nt
Organism: Meloidogyne enterolobii
Lineage: Eukaryota; Metazoa; Nematoda; Chromadorea; Rhabditida; Meloidogynidae
Source: the annotation of a GenBank genome assembly
CAUUUUUGUUAAAAUUUAUGUGUAAUGUGUGGGUUAGAAUGCGAUGUUUGUAAACAAAAACUUCCGUCUGGAGACAAUACAACCCCAACAAUAUGUAUUUUCCCAUGUUUUCAUAAAUAUUGUGAACGGUGUAAAGCCCAAGUCCUUGCCACUGCUCGUCCUCAACAUGGUGCUGAAAGUCGUGUGUCUUGCAAACUGUGCAAUCAACAUUUUCUUUUAAACGUUUUUUGCCUUCACUGUAAUAUUAAAAAUAAAGCUCCAGUGGAAUGGCGUUGUAAAAGCUGUGAGAAUAGAUAUUUGUGUGCCCAUUGUUCACAGCCUCAUUAUCAUUCUGGACAUGAGUUGGAGCCUGUGAUGAAGCCUUCCAUUCCUUUGCGUUCCCAAUGCACAUCACAUUCGAACGUCCUUGCAACAUAUUUGUGUUCUUGUCAGGCGCGUCUAUGUGACUAUUGUUUAAACAACCACGCAGAUGGCUCUACUGAACAUCCGCACGAACAACGCAUUGCAUACACAAAAUUGGCUGAGAGGGCUAGAACAGAGUUGGAAACUAUUAGACGUCAAAGUAUUCGAGAUACCGAAAAAAUAGAAAGUCUCAAAGAGAAAGUAGCUACCAACAAAAAACAAAUAGGCAUACAAGCAACCCAGGCACGUACCGCUGUAGCUAAUGAAGUUGUUGAAUUAGUUAAUGCAAUUAUUAGAAGGGGGAAUGAUAUUGUAACGUGUAUAGAUUCGACAGAAGAAACAAAGUUAAAAAAUUGUGGUCAAUUGGAAAAAGAAAUGCAACAUUGGCUUGAUAGAUUAACUAAGGUAGUGUUGAAGCUGAUCUCGAUUUUUGCUGAAACAAAUUUUUAA